AUGGGGCGCGCGCCUCUGAGUGGGACCUCGCCACCGCCCUCCUCUUCGUCACCACCCUCCUCACCACCGUGGGCGCGUUGGGGUUACAGCCGGCGGGGGGCCGCCCGCGCCCACUGCCUGGCGACGGCGGGGCUGGUUUUGGGGGGGCUGGUGCUUCUCCCCGCCGCCGGCUUCUACCUCGCCGAAGGCGACUGGACCUACUUGGACGCCGUCUACUUUUGCGUCAUCUCCCUUUGCACCAUCGGCUUGGGGGACCUCGUCCCGGCCGAGCGACCGGGUCACCCGUUGAGGCAACUCUACCAAAUCGCCGUAGCCGCGUACCUGCUCUUGGGCUUGGUGGGCGUCUUGCUGUUGGCUCAAGCCUUCCGGCGGUUGGCCGAGCUCCACGGCGUCGCCGGCGUGUCGCCGCCGGCUGCCGGCGCCGGAGAAGGCGCCGCGUUGUUGGAGGGGGCGAGGGACGGGCUGAAAGCGGUUCGGGGCCGGGGGGCGGUCAACGGGUAGGACCGAAGGUACCCCCCCGCC
Messenger RNA from Phalacrocorax carbo (great cormorant), 522 nucleotides. The record is from RefSeq and is a predicted model, not a curated record. Lineage: Eukaryota; Metazoa; Chordata; Aves; Suliformes; Phalacrocoracidae.